This is a messenger RNA of Ceraceosorus guamensis, 952 nucleotides long. RefSeq lists its product as hypothetical. Bases 110 to 613 code for a protein of 167 amino acids. The transcript has a single exon. Lineage: Eukaryota; Fungi; Basidiomycota; Exobasidiomycetes; Ceraceosorales; Ceraceosoraceae. The record is from RefSeq and is a predicted model, not a curated record.
GACCACGAGAUCCGCCAAGCUACAGGUGCUGUAUCUGCAAGCUAUUCAUGUCAUCCGCCGCUGCACAAGACAACCCUCACGGCCUGGUGGCAUAGCGCGGGUCGAGGAGAUGGAUGGCAAAGGCUGGAAAUUGCCAACGUGGUGUAAGCCGCUCUUGUGGAGGGAAGAGAGAUGCGUCCAAAGGAAUGCGCUGGCAGACGACUCGCUCUUUUCCAUCUGCCCUGUGCACAGGAUCAGCCAGACAAGCUCGCCUAUGCAGAGAACACAGAGUUGCUGCAAGAGUUCCAAGACACCGAGCUGCCUGAUGACUUACUUGACUGCUAGUAUCGCCUUGCCCCUUUCCUCGCGCAGUCACUGCGCCACGACAAGGGCUUCACCUACGGCCGACUCUCCUCCACCUUGGCUCGCUUCUUCUUGCGAGCGAACAAGAAUAGAUUGCGACGCUAGCGCUUUUGGACUGCAACGCUCUUUGUGCUGCUGCUGGUCCUGCUGUGCUCUGUGCUGUACGGCAGGCAACAGCUGCACGCGGGCAAGAGCAAGAGGCGCCAAAGUUGCAGCCGGCUUGUGCGACGAUUUCGAACUGCGAAGAAGUCGCGUUCCUGGCAGCAACUAGUCCAUCACUGGGCAAAUCUUGCUGGUGCAUUGGCAGGUCUAGACAAGAGGGAAUGGACAAGGACCAGUCGGGCUCGACGAUAAAGAAGAAUACUUCCGCUUGUGAGUGGAAGGAGCUGGCGAGCAGAACGUCACCGAGGAGCGGUGCGUGUGUCAAGAGUCGUACGAUGUUCGGGCUUGACUGGAUCUCGCCUUGGCGGAGUAAUAUCCAAUGCUACAGUAGUCGGCUUCCAGACUUCCGCACGCUUUCUGCCUCCCGUAGUGCUAGUUGGAUACCGCCUAGACUUGGGCCUCGGCUGCUGGACACCGCCUAGGUACAGCGACAGCCUACCGCACGUGC